Molecule: messenger RNA, 709 nt
Organism: Sesamum indicum (sesame)
Lineage: Eukaryota; Viridiplantae; Streptophyta; Magnoliopsida; Lamiales; Pedaliaceae
Gene: MTACP2
Product: mitochondrial acyl carrier protein 2
Biological process (GO): fatty acid biosynthetic process
Cellular component (GO): mitochondrion
Molecular function (GO): acyl binding; acyl carrier activity
Source: RefSeq, a predicted model, not a curated record
UCCCUUUUCCCUUAUUAUGUGAAGCAAAUUCUAGAGAAAUUGAGGUUCAUUUUCGACUGAAAAACCCCAACGAGCUUCUCUCUCUCUUCACACAUACACACACCAAAUGGCGGCGAGAAAUGCAUUGCUCAAGUACCUGAGGGUGAACGUCCUCCCAAUUCAAAACCCUAGGCCUGUCGCCGCGGGCUUGUCGCAGCUCAUCAGACGCCAUUUCUGCGAUGAAGCCAGGGGCUCCUUCCUCGACAAGUCUGAGGUCACUGAUCGUGUUCUCUCUAUUGUCAAGAACUUCCAGAAAGUCGAUCCCGCCAAGGUUACUCCAAAUGCUCAUUUCCAGAAUGAUCUUGGCCUAGAUAGUUUAGAUACAGUGGAAAUUGUGAUGGCUCUUGAAGAAGAGUUUGGUUUUGAGAUUCCAGACAACGAAGCAGACAAAAUCAACACCAUCAAUCUUGCUGUUGACUUCAUUGCAUCUCACCCUCAGGCAAAAUAGAGGAGAGCCUGCUUUUUUUUCCUAUUUUCAAUCCAGCUAGCCAAUGCCAGACAAGUUUUUAAUAUUUGAAUCUCUUCUGAGAAAAAGAAAUUAUUUGCAGGUUGAAGUAUGAAAAUCUUUCUUUGUCUAACAUUUUCUGUGGAUUCUUGUCAAAAUGUAUCAUGCAUUUUGCAAGCUGUAUUGCUCUUCUUCAUAAUUCCAGUGAUGGAAACUCCAGUUGAA